Myxocyprinus asiaticus (Chinese sucker) is the source of this 1562-nucleotide messenger RNA. Its product is annotated as intelectin-like. Bases 159 to 1136 code for a protein of 325 amino acids. Gene Ontology annotation, molecular function: oligosaccharide binding. Lineage: Eukaryota; Metazoa; Chordata; Actinopteri; Cypriniformes; Catostomidae. The transcript has 8 exons. The record is from RefSeq and is a predicted model, not a curated record.
UGCAUGUGCUCAUCUUUAUUUAACUGGCCAUAAAAGGAGGAGAAUACUGAACAGGAGCAGCAGAAACACCAGGAAACACAGCAGCAGCAACAGCAAUACUACUAUUACUACUGCUACUGCUACUACUACUACGGUAUAUUCAAGUCUUUCGCACAAAGAUGUUUUUAAGGGUUCUUCUCAUUAGUAUCUCACUCAAUGUAUGGUUCUGUGAGUCUACUAAAGUGAGAGGUACAGGAUGUACUAAUACACAAGACACAGACACCACCCUUGAUGCUGAAACACUCAUGGAGAAAUGUAAAUAUGUUGCUCGAAGCUGCAAAGAAAUUCGUGACAAGUAUCAAAUUAAGGAUGAUGGCCUCUACUAUCUCACCACAGCAAGUGGGGUGCUGUACCAGACAUUCUGUGAUAUGACCACUGCCGGGGGCGGCUGGACACUGGUGGCCAGCGUGCAUGAAAACAACAUGUAUGGAAAAUGUACUGUUGGUGAUCGCUGGUCUAGUCAACAGGGCAGUAACCCAGACCGACCUGAUGGGGAAGGGACAUGGGCAAAUACUGUCACAUUUGGAACAGCAGAGGCAGCGACAAGUGAUGACUACAAGAAUCCUGGAUACUUUGACAUUGUGGCACAGGAUAUAUCUGUGUGGCAUGUUCCUAAUAAUGCUCAAUUACAGCAGUGGACUUCUGCCUCCAUCAUGCGUUACCACACUGAAUCUCACUUCUUAUAUCUCAACAGUGGAAACCUUUUUAAUUUGUUCAAGAAAUAUCUGGUGAGGUUUGGAACAGGAACAUGUCGCACUGAUAAUGGACCUGUCAGUCCAGUAGUGUAUGAUACUGGAGAUGAGGCAUACACCAGAAAUCUGUAUGGACCUCGAUCAAGAGGGGAAUUUGAGCCUGGAUUCAUCUCAUUCAGAGUCUUUAAUAAUGAAAAAGCAGCCAUGGCUAUUUGUUCUGGUGUGAAACCAACUGGCUGUAACACUGAACAUUACUGUAUUGGUGGAGGUGGACACUUUCCUGAGGGCACUCCUAAACAGUGUGGAGAUUUCCCAAGUUUCGACUGGAAUGGCUAUGGUACUAAUGCAGGUUGGAGUGCAUCCAAAGAAGUAACUGAAGCAGCUGUACUUAUUUUUUAUCGCUGAAACUUGAUACAACUCAGAUUAAAGUAUUCCAGAAUAAUCAGUUUACCUAGCUUCUCUUUAUAUUUUCUGUUCAGUGAGAAAUAUCACAUUGUUUAAAAAGGUUGAAAGACAAACAAGUUAUUUUAAAUUUGAAAAAUAAGUUGCAUAUACUGUACUUCUACCAUUUGCUCUGUAAGAAUGAAUGAUUUCAAUGUAAUUAAACUGGGUGUAUGGUGUAACUGUAAUACAUUUUGCAACUCUGAUGAAAGUACAAGCCAUCAGAUUACCUAUUUGAUUAACAGUUUUUGCUACUUGGUUACAUCAGUGAUAACAUUUCAAAAUCAAUAUCCUUGUUGAUUCAAACUACUUACUGCGCAUGGUUUCUUUUAAUUUUGCAAUUAUUUAAAUGUGCAAACAAAUAUAUAAUGUAAAAAUAAAAUCAGUAUA